Castor canadensis (American beaver) is the source of this 1020-nucleotide messenger RNA. The record is from RefSeq and is a predicted model, not a curated record. NCBI's taxonomy places the organism in Eukaryota, Metazoa, Chordata, Mammalia, Rodentia, Castoridae.
UUCUUCUCAACAAAACUUAAACAGAAAAGUAUAGAUACAGAAAGUAACCAUAAGUCUGAUGAUUUCUGCAUAUCACUGGAGAGCAAGGAUUCCUUGCCAAGUACAGAUUUCAAUCAACCUUCCAUUGAAGAGAAAUUAUCUCAAGUCAACAAAGAAUCCUUUGAAUUCAGCAAUCUGCAUAAUAGGCCAACCUUUGAAGAUUCUAAAACUACAAAGUCACCACUGUUGUUAGAAGAAAUAGCCCUCAGAAGCAAACCUAUAACUGAACAAUACCAAGGACUUGAGAGAUUCUUUACUUUUGAGAAAAACGAAAGACUUAGCUUGCUUCCCUCUCGAAGCUCGGAAUGCAACUUUUCCUGUACUAAGAUUACACUUACAGGAGACCGAGAAUGGGUCCCAGAUAGUAGCUUAAGUGCACAUGCUGACAAUGCAGUUGCCUUGGGUGUUCUACAGGUUGCCCAGAACCCACCGCCAAAUGUGAAACAGCAAAAGAAGGGCCAGAAAUCUCAAAGACCUUCAACAGCAAAUUUACCACUUUCCAACUCUGUAAAAAAAAGCUCCAUCUGUCUUCUAUACCCUCAUCCUCAAUCAAAACGUAAAGCUGCACAGUCAUUAUCUAGAGCUGCUUCUGCAAUUUCCGAAAUUGAAUAUAUCGAUAUGACUGAGCACAAUGAUCCUUUCUUAGAUAACACAGCUGACCAACACACCUUAGACACUUUGGAAAAAGAAUUAAACGUGCUAAAAAAUCUUGCAGAUCCUUCAGAAAAACUUAAUAGUCUAACCUGUGAAGAGUUAUCAGUCUUCAACAAUGACUCACUGAAUAUCAGUCAGAUUUUCACGGAUUUCCUUAAUACUGCACAUGUGAGGAGGCACUGCACCCUUGAGGAAUUAAACUCUUCUGGAAAAGAUACUGCAAUGCAGUCUUUGUUGUCAUUUUCUGAGAGCAGUACUGAUGAGGAAGAAGAAGAUUUUCUUGACAAGCAACAUGUUUUCACACUACCAUGGUCAAAGAGUGCUUAA